This is a messenger RNA of Erpetoichthys calabaricus (reedfish), 2854 nucleotides long. RefSeq lists its product as uncharacterized. The transcript is spliced from 5 exons. NCBI's taxonomy places the organism in Eukaryota, Metazoa, Chordata, Cladistia, Polypteriformes, Polypteridae. The record is from RefSeq and is a predicted model, not a curated record. Bases 235 to 840 code for a protein of 201 amino acids.
UUCCGGAUUUUGUAAACUUCACACAUUUCGGGGGAAGGAAGCAAGUUGUGAAUUCCACAAGGUGGACCGCCGAGUAGAAGGUGACGGCAGCGCUAGCGAGAGAGACGAAUAUCAUUAAUAUAUGUCAUUCAUAUAUAGGACUGUAUAUGAAAACGCAGAUUUCCUAGGGGAUCCUGGAAACUGGGAAGCUCUGAUAUUAACUUGGAACUUACUAAAACACUGAAAUCUCUCUGCAUGUCUUCUUCAUUUCUUUCUCGUCUGCAAGAAAGGAGACCCUACAAAGACCAUUCAUCAAAAGAACUACAGUGGAAGCAUUCAGCUGGGCAUAAUUCAGACAAACUGAAAAAUGAGGGCCUGCAGACUGGUUGGAAACAUUCUCAUCUCUUUAGGAAAUUGGAACACCUACAUGUUCCUGGGUAUCUACAACACGGGCUUUUUGACCUAAAAAGUACAGAACCCCAGUGGGAGGUAGAGAGGAGGAGAAGACUAUUUCGGGAAGCUGAUCUGGUAGAGAAACAUCUAAAAGAGGGUUACCAACAGGAGGCACUGUUGUUGCAUUCUUCACUGAAGAAUUUGAAGCACCAGUAUCUCAUCCAGCAGAAGGACCUGGAGCUGCGCUUAUCUGAGGCAGAGCUUGAAAGGGACUGGGCGAAGCAGCAGAGUUUGGCUGCAUAUUCAGAACAUGAAGUUUUGCUACAAGAGCACCAUGCUUUGCUGAGGGAACUGAGGAACGUACGAGAAAGACUUGAGCAAGAAGAGGCUUGGUAUGGGCAUGAUGAACCAGUUUCAGAUAGAACCAACUGGAAAGGAGUGCAACAAAGUCCCUGGUGGUAUAGAUAGUGAAAUUGAUAUGGACUGCCCUUUGAAUUAGCUGAAUUGAUACUGAUAUAAAGUGUUUUUAGAGAUACUUCUCAAGCCAAACAGUAUCCUGCAAUCUUAUAGCAAAACCACUCUUACUUACCCUGGCAAUACCAGAGCAGAAUCUGUAGAUUAGUAUCUUUAUUGUUACUUUUCAUAAGAACAAGAUCAUUCUUAUUUGUUAAUAAAGCAGACACACAUAUAAUAUAUAUACUAGAUAGAUAGAUAGAUAGAUACUUUAUUAAUCCCAAUGGGAAAUUCACAAGGUUCCAAAUAUACAUUUUACAACAACAAAUACAAGACAGAGUGCAUGGCUUAAUGCUGUACCUAAUAAGAUACUUGUCUUUCAGCUGUCCUUCAGUACUGAAGUCAGAGUUAAUCUUAAGUAAGAUUUAUACAUGGGCUCACACAUGACAGCUCAGUUUUCUCAGCUUUUGGAAUCCACAUACUAUUGGUGAAGUUUUUCAAACUGUUCACAAGAAUAUCACGCUACAUGGCUUUUUCAAUGUCCUUGAUAAGCCCUUUAUUUGAUGACAGUCAGGAAUGGGCUGGAUGAGGCACAGAGAUUCCCAGGUAGAUCAAAGCAUAUGGAAGGUGCUUUCUCCAUAACCAUAAGCAAGUUGCUGAGCAACACAUACUUUUUAUUCAGUAAACAUUAGACCUGACAUACUAUACAAAACAAACAUUAACAACACUGAGGCUGCAAGACGCAAUAUGUCAUAAUCUUAAACACAAAGAUUAAGGAAGUUCUCAAGUCUAGUUCUUUACCUUAUACAUAUGUGAGUUCAGACCCUAUCCAUCAAACCUAACCCAGAUUUAGAGACACCAGUGGCUGUAAACAUUGAAAGUGUAUAAUUACAGCAUAAUAAGGGAGCGGACAAGGAAAUAAAGUAAAUUUACACACAAACAAACAUAUGAUCCAGCUUGCUUUUUGUAAAAAAGCAAAGCACCCCAACUAUUUAAGGGAGCAGCUGCCCGGUGUUUUCCCUCACACACUUUCAUUUAUUCAUUCUUUUCCUAGUCUUUUCUAAAUCACAUUCCUCUGAACUAUAAUGCCAGCUUAUUUUCCUUUAAGAGAUUAUUGUUGUCCUAUAUGUUAUUUCUAAGUUCAAAAUUCCAUAUGCACUGGCAGAAGUGCAAAAUGUACAUAUAUAUAUAUAUGUAUAUCAUAUAAUAAGUCUCACUUCUAAAAUAUUGUAAGUUAUUAACAGUAUCAGGAGUCAAGACAUACGUCAGAACUAUUAACACAGACGUGUUUUGGCUUAAGAGCAUAUUAAUCCUCUUUUGAAGGUUAAAAUAUCAAAGCUGCCUUUUCUUGUCAGUGUACAGCAAACUACUCUUCCUUCUCUUUAGAGCAUCUCUUCUGCCACCUAGUACAUCUAAAAAUGCUGUUGUUGUCUAUGAGAUAAAUGUGAAGGUCAUCUAUUAACUUGCCAGUGGAACCUGUUUCAUUUGCAUUCCCAUAACUCCUAAGCACCCAAUGAAUGCUCUGAUAGGGUCCUAUACUCGCGCUAUCAAACUAUUGCUCCCCCCUACCCACAUUACAGUCAUGGCUGACACCUGGGUCAGUUUUCCAAGUGUGUGAAUGUGCUUGUCUGGCCAAUUACAGAUAACCUUUAUUUCUCCUUUAGUAUCAUUCUUCUGUUCUUGUGGGCUGAAACACCAGUAUUUGUUCCAGUUUAACACCUCACUAGAUCUCUGGGUGACAAAAUAAAAAUGUUGUAUCUGUGGAAAAUAAUCAUGAUGCAAUACUGAUGUGUACUGUUACUUAGAAGAUUUUUUAGGCUGUUGUGUUUCAGUAUAUGUUUUCAAUUGUUAGGCUUGAUAACUGUACUCAUCUCUCUGAUACUAAUGGGUUAAAUCUUGUACCACAGAGGCUGUCUUAUUAAUUUAUGUUUUCUAUUGCUGUUGUUCGAUCUUGUAUCUGUAUUUGUGAUGCUGCAUAUUAAGCUCUCAAGAAAUGUUAAUAAAAUAAAAGUAUUACUAUGCUCCUUUA